GCUGCUGGGAUGGUCUCCCCAGCCAUUGCUCUUGCCUUCAUCCCCUUCCUGGUCACCUUGAUCAUCCGCUAUCGGCACUACUUCCUGCUGUUCUACCGGGCGGUGCUGGUGCGCCGACUGCAGGACUGCCUGACGGGCCUCUCCCGGGAGGAGCGGGCCUUCCGGUAUGUCCUCACGCACGCCAUCCCCGGCGACCCCCAGCACAUUCUCGAGACCUUCGACCAGUGGUGCUACCACUGCGAGUACCUCAGCAACGUGGGGCCCCACAAAGGAAAGAUCCUGGACCGUCUGAUCUAUGAGAACACGCCACUCACCGUGCUGGAGCUGGGCACCUAUUGUGGUUAUGCCACCAUCCUCAUGGCCCAGUCUCUGCCCCUGGGUGCCCGGCUCUACACUGUGGAGAUGGAUCCACGCAACGCUGCCGUGGCGGAGAAGGUCAUCCGCCUGGCGGGCUUCGACGAGGACACUGUGGAGCUGAUCGUGGGCGCCUCAGAGGAAGUGAUCCCGCAGCUGAAGGAGAAGUACGGCCUGCUCAAAGCCGACUUUGUCUUCAUGGACCACUGGAAGCGCUGCUACCUGCGGGACCUCCAGCUUCUGGAGGCCCACGGCCUGCUGCUCGAGGGAGCCACCAUCCUGGCUGACAACGUCAUCUUCCCCGGGGCACCCCACUUCCUGCAGUACGUCAAGACCUGUGGCAAGUACCAGUGCAAGAUGCAUAGGACCAGCCUGGAGUACUUCCGGGCCAUCCCCGACGGCAUGGCUGAGCUCACCUACACCGGCCUGGCUUGAGCUCCUGCAGAUGAGGCGAGGCUGCCUCUGCGUGGCCAGGCAGAGAUGCAAAACCCUGUGGCUAAGUCCAUGUGUUCAGCUUCGCCAUGCUGAGCCAGCUGUGCACGUGGGCCCGUCUCUGCUCUGUCUGUAUGUGGACAGCCAGGAGUCAGACUGUGCUCUCAUCUCCACUGGAGUAAAUCCAGAGUGACUCCAGUGGAGUACUCUGCAUUUACACCAGCAGGUCCAUGCAAGCUACCCACACGCAGCACUGUUUGUGAAUGAAGGCGAUUCUCCCUCCCUGGCCACAUGCCCUGUAUGAAUGAGCACCCACUAAUGCACGCCAGUGCACAUCCCACUCCGAGGUUUUGUCUGCUCCCAGUUGCUCCCCAUCUUACUGCUCCAGCACUGCUCCUGUCUUCAGGCCUUUUUCUACACCCGGGCCCCCUGGCCUAGCUCCAUCCCAUCCUUUUAAAUCCCUCCCCAAACUUUCCCAUGCUUGAGGUUUAAAGGGUGAGUAGAGAGCAGCCCAGCCCUUCCUCUGGGCUUCCUGGUGUCUCCUAGGGCAGGGCCUGUCUCUUUCCUGGGUUUCUAUGCAGCGCUGGGCCCACCCUCUGCACACGGCAACACAGCCUGCAGCAGGCAUCUGCACUAGGAAACAACCCCCUUUCCCCAUCUGCGCCAAGCUCUCUGCUCAGCCUCCUGCAGGCUGGCUACGAUGAGCACCAUUCACGUAGGGGCAAUGUGGGUUACCCAGGGCCAUUGGAACCCUUUGACUCAGCUGGGAUUUGGAGAGAGGCCUGAGCAGCAUGGACUAGUGACUCUACCCAGGCGAACCAGCCAGUCAGCUGGCUUCCCUGAGCAGGCUGGAGAACAUACCAGCCAAGGGUGGCAGGACACCGGGGCUCUGUUCCUGGCUCACUGGGCUAGUCAUUUCAUUGCUCUGUGCUACAAGUUUCCUCAACCCCGUUGACAAACACUCCAGGGAUACAUCUCUCUCAGCCUUUGAAAGUCAGGACACCCUCCAGACAGGAUAUUUCAAUACAUCACAAAAGAUUACAUGACAGUCUGUAACCUUAACUCUGACCACAUGCAAUGGCAAUACAAGGCAGUGUUUAGCAUGAAAUAUGAUGCCAGCCGAGGUACCCCCGCCCCCUCCCCCUGGCCAACUCCCCCCCACC
Pelodiscus sinensis (Chinese soft-shelled turtle) is the source of this 1949-nucleotide messenger RNA. RefSeq names its product transmembrane O-methyltransferase (gene TOMT). Gene Ontology annotation, molecular function: catechol O-methyltransferase activity. NCBI's taxonomy places the organism in Eukaryota, Metazoa, Chordata, Testudines, Trionychidae. The record is from RefSeq and is a predicted model, not a curated record. Gene Ontology annotation, biological process: catecholamine catabolic process; developmental process; dopamine metabolic process.